Molecule: messenger RNA, 2396 nt
Organism: Rhincodon typus (whale shark)
Lineage: Eukaryota; Metazoa; Chordata; Chondrichthyes; Orectolobiformes; Rhincodontidae
Gene: kat8
Product: K(lysine) acetyltransferase 8
Exons: 11
Coding region: 53-1630 (525 amino acids)
Biological process (GO): regulation of DNA-templated transcription
Molecular function (GO): histone acetyltransferase activity
Source: RefSeq, a predicted model, not a curated record
GCGGAGUCCAGGGAAGGAGGACAUUGCGCGUUGUGGGGGAGGGGAGGCGGUCAUGGCGGCGGUGGCGGCCGCUCAGACACAGACGGUGAUCGGUAGCAUCAAGACGGAGGAGAUGGAGACCGAGGAGGAGGAGGCGGCUUUCCGCAACGGGAUGAAAGUGUCCGGCGGCGGGGGGGGUUUGUUGGUCGAGGUGAAGCGAGAGCCCGGGCUCGACGAAUCUCCUCCGCAGCCCCCUCCUUCUCAGCAGCAGCAGCAUCAUCAUCAUCAUCAACAACAGCGCCGCGGCUCGGAGCCUCCGGAGCGAUCUCCCCCCGGCGGCGCCAGCCGGCACUGCAGCGGCGGCGGAGGCGCGGCAGGCGCGGGCCAGUCCUCCAGCGCCAACAAUGCCCCCGGCGGCCGCGAGCAAGAGGUGACCGUGGAGAUCGGAGCCACUUACCUGUGCAGGAGGGCGGACAACAGCUGGCACUCGGCGGAGGUGAUCCAGUCUCGACUGAAUGAGCAGGAAGCUCGUGAGGAGUUUUACGUUCAUUAUGUGGGCUUUAACCGCCGGCUGGAUGAGUGGGUGGACAAGAACCGCCUGGCACUGACUAAGACACUGAAGGAAGCCGUGCAGAAAACCAGCGACCAGUACAUGAGCGAACUCUCCGACCAGCCCGAACGCAAGAUCACCCGCAACCAGAAACGCAAACACGACGAGAUCAACCACAUCCAGAAGACCUAUGCAGAGAUGGAUCCCACGACAGCAGCUUUGGAAAAGGAGCACGAAGCGAUCACCAAGGUAAAAUACGUGGAUAAGAUCCAGAUUGGGAAUUACGAGAUUGAUGCCUGGUAUUUCUCCCCGUUCCCCGAGGAUUAUGGAAAGCAGCCGAAGCUCUGGGUCUGCGAGUACUGUCUUAAAUACAUGAAGUUCGAGAGGACCUACCGCUUCCACUUGUCACAGUGCCAGUGGAGACAGCCGCCUGGAAAAGAGAUCUAUCGCAAAACCAACAUCUCUGUGUACGAGGUAGAUGGGCGAGACCACAAGAUUUACUGCCAGAACCUGUGCCUGCUGGCCAAGCUCUUCCUUGACCACAAGACCCUGUAUUUCGACGUGGAACCUUUUGUCUUCUACAUCCUGACUGAGGUGGACCGGCACGGGGCACACAUCGUGGGCUAUUUCUCCAAGGAGAAGGAGUCGCCUGAUGGGAAUAAUGUUGCUUGUAUUUUGACUCUGCCACCAUAUCAGCGCAGGGGCUACGGGAAAUUUCUCAUUGCGUUCAGCUACGAGCUGUCGAAGUUGGAAAGCACGGUGGGCUCUCCAGAGAAGCCCCUCUCUGACCUCGGGAAGCUGAGCUACCGCAGCUACUGGUCCUGGGUUCUGCUGGAGAUACUGCGGGACUUCCGAGGGACGCUGUCCAUCAAAGAUCUCAGUCAGAUGACCAGCAUUACCCAGAACGACAUCAUCAGCACAUUGCAGUCGUUAAACAUGGUCAAAUACUGGAAAGGUCAGCACGUUAUCUGUGUCACCCCGAAACUGGUGGAGGAACACCUGAAGAGUGCCCAGUACAAGAAGCCUCCAAUUACAGUCGACUCGAUCUGUCUGAAAUGGGCUCCACCAAAACACAAGCAGCUCAAGCUCUCGAAGAAGUGAUUCGGGCGAGAUCCGAGGAGCAGGAGCAGGAUUUCUGUGACGGCACCAGAGGGGGAGAGAGAGAGAGCGAGGACAGUGAAUCAACUGGGGCUAGAUGGCACAGAGCGGGCAAGGGGGCAGGGAACAGAGGGUUUCCCCAGAGACACAGACCCACCCCCUACCCACCCAUCAUCGCUGCUGCCUAGACACAUUGAGAACAGCAGUGGGUAGCGCCGGGAUGACACUGGUUCACUCAGACUUUGUUUGUUUGUUUGUACGUGUGUGUGUCAGAGAGAGUGCGAGCGCGUCAGAGAGUGUCACAGUGAGUGAGUGCGAGAGACAGUGCGAGCGUGUCAGAGAGUGUCACAGUGAGUGAGUGCGAAAGAGAGUCACAGAGAGAGUGCGAGCGCGUCAGAGAGUGUCACAGUGAGUGAGUGCGAAAGAGAGUCACAGUGAGAGAGAGAGAGAGAGUGUGCAAGCGAGUCACAGCGAGUGCGAGCGUGUUGCGGAGUGAAAGAAUGAGAGGGAAGGUGCGUGACUCAGUGCCUAUCAAUGGGUACAGCUUUAAACGACUUGAGCCGUUGUGCAUCUGCCAGCUGCCUUGAGGAUGCAGCUCAGGAUUUGAAAGGGACGGACCGGAGAGGCUUUGAUCGUGUUUUUAUCAAGAAAUUGUCGGCAAUAAUUUCAGCUUGAGCUUCCGGGAGCCCACGUACACAUUCUCAUUUCUGUAGUUCUGUUGUAGUUGUUCAAAGUUGUAAUAAAUGCGGUUGUGUUUUUUGUUACUUUA